Messenger RNA from Pyricularia grisea, 684 nucleotides. RefSeq lists its product as uncharacterized. Gene Ontology annotation, cellular component: extracellular region. Gene Ontology annotation, molecular function: cutinase activity. NCBI's taxonomy places the organism in Eukaryota, Fungi, Ascomycota, Sordariomycetes, Magnaporthales, Pyriculariaceae. Bases 1 to 651 code for a protein of 216 amino acids. Gene Ontology annotation, biological process: carbohydrate catabolic process. The record is from RefSeq and is a predicted model, not a curated record. The transcript is spliced from 4 exons.
AUGAAGUUUUCCGUCACCUUGGCCACCCUUGCCGCCAUCGUUUCGAUGGUGGUGGCGGCUCCCGCUCGCACCCUUGAAGCCCGUCAAUACGGAGGCAAUACCUACAACCAGCUGACAGACGGCACGCCUUGCCGGGACAUAACCGUUAUCUACGCUCGCGGAACUACCCAGGACGGAAACGUCGGCGACCCUGCGGCGGUCGGACCGCUCAUCUUCAACGCCCUCGCCGGCAUUGUUGGUACCGACAGGCUGGCAGUCCAGGGAGUUACGUACGCAGCCAACAUUUUGGGCUUCCUCCUGGGCGGAGACCCCAACGGGGUCAAGGUCAUGAAGAACCUCACGGAAACGGCUGCUACCAAGUGCCCCAACACCAAAAUCGUCCUCUCAGGCUAUAGUCAGGGAGCACAGGUCGUGCACAAGACCGCAGGCGUCUUGUCCGCGGAUGUUGCUAGCAAGAUUACUGCUGUUCUUACCCUUGGCGACCCGUACCAAAAACGCACCCUGGCCAACAUUCCUGCCUCCAAGUGGAGAGUCAUCUGCCACGAGGGUGAUAACAUUUGCGCCGGAGGCAUUAUUGUCAACGAUCCGCACAAGAACUAUCAGCUUGAUGCCCAGGAUGCCGCAUCUUGGAUCGCUUCAAUGGUCGCCUAGCCUGGAUCGCAAGGGUGUUUUCUUUUCUAGUGA